GCACUUACCUAUACGAUGGCACGUCGUUCUAUUCCCGCAACUACUAGUUCAGCCCUUUCCACCGCCAGAACCGGCUACUAUGACCGAGCUGUAACUGCUGCACGCUCCCAUGCUGGAUAUAGACAAGAGGUUGAAGUGCGAGUCCGCGCUAACCGAUGGGUUCUUGGCUUCAUUGUCGGUAUUCUUGAGGCUUGUCAUUCCUUCGGAGGGGCAGCUUAUCAAGUUGACUAUGAGUCUGAUGGUGCCCGUCGAGUCGACCCCUUCCCAAGCGACAAGAUUCGACCAGUCGGACCAAGAGAGUUCUGAGAAUAUGACAUACGGUCGCGGCGUGUCACUUCAGAGAGACCGUGACCAUCGCCAUACAGACUUUGAUCUUGUACACGUUGAUAGCCAUGCCCCCAUAUAUACAUUAUGUUAUCACUUCUAAUAUGUUAACUG
Somion occarium is the source of this 438-nucleotide messenger RNA. The record is from the annotation of a GenBank genome assembly. Lineage: Eukaryota; Fungi; Basidiomycota; Agaricomycetes; Polyporales; Cerrenaceae.